Chondrus crispus (carragheen) is the source of this 114-nucleotide messenger RNA. RefSeq lists its product as hypothetical. The coding region runs from base 1 to 114 and encodes 37 amino acids. NCBI's taxonomy places the organism in Eukaryota, Rhodophyta, Florideophyceae, Gigartinales, Gigartinaceae. The record is from RefSeq and is a predicted model, not a curated record. The transcript has a single exon.
AUGAAGAGCAGUAGUUGGCUUCAAUCAUACGUCGAGUUGUGCUGGUUUCUUGCGAUUCCUGCUCUGCUCCAGCAACACAGAAUGACCGUAAAGAGGGCCGUUCAAGGGUCGUAG